Molecule: messenger RNA, 2034 nt
Organism: Aspergillus oryzae RIB40
Lineage: Eukaryota; Fungi; Ascomycota; Eurotiomycetes; Eurotiales; Aspergillaceae
Product: putative ubiquitination network signaling protein
Exons: 2
Coding region: 1-2034 (677 amino acids)
Source: RefSeq, a predicted model, not a curated record
AUGGCUAGGCGUUCAAUGGCUAAAAAUAGGGCACCGGCUCCUCCUCGAACUGGAAAACGUGUUGAUACCGAGGCAUCUGCUGGCUCGCAGACUCAAAUCGAUUCUGCGUUCGAGUCGGGGACCAGUGUAUCUUCUUAUAUCGGCGCCGACGGACAACUUAUUACGCCAGCAACGCACAAGGAUGGUAGAGAUCGAUUGAUUUCGGCGAAGAAACGCAGGAGACAGGCAAACCAGGUUCGGAAUCGCCAACCGUUUUGGGCUGCGCUUGCAAGCACGAAGGUGACGGUUAUGCGGGAGUACGAACAUUCCAGGGCCCUAUCAAAAACUGCUCGAGGCCUCACUAUGACCGAGGAGGAUCUUCAGGGUGUUUCUUUAGAUGAUGGCCUUGUUUGGAUUACCGAUGUUGAUAGCUCCUCUAUUAAGUUUGCGGCCGGCGAUCUCGUCUCAGAGGAUGCUGGGGUUUCCGGUUCUUGCGAAUCUGGGCGGUUGGGCGAAGACAUGGAGCCUUUUUAUGUUUGCGUCAACGGCGCACUCUGGGCGACAGUCACGAUUUGCAAAGUUCAGGAUGUAGCCAAAGGUUCAAGUGUAGUACAUUGGCGUGGUGAGAUAUCUGGCCUCGCACCCAAUUGUGCCUACACUUGCUCUUUUUUGCGAAGUGACACGGAAGAAGAGAUCUGCGUCAUGAGUGUGAAGACACCGAUCGCAAAUGACGCAGAACAAGUAGUUUCCUCGGUAUCUACUCCGCCGCAGCCAUCCUAUCGACCAUCGUCCCCAACAACCACGCUGAAAAAUUCCAUCGUCAACGCGGAACUGAAACUCAAUGAGAAGCGCACACGGUUGAGAAAGGCCAAGAACGAUCAUAAACUUGUCGUUUCAAAGAUUAGGAAAGAGUUGGACAAUUAUAACCAUCGUCUCCACAGUGGCACAGAUGAAAAUCGGCAGAAACAGCGCUCUUUGCAAUUGGAACGGAACAUAAAGCAAACGGAAGAAGCUACCGCUGUUUUGGAGGUCCAGUUAGAUAAUUUGGAGAACAUUCCAGAGGAGGAACUUGAAGAAUGGUCGGCAGAGAAAGCAAAGUACGAACAUGAACUUGAGCUCUUUAAUUCAGCCAAGGAAGAUGUUGCUACUGCUCGAUCGGCUGCUGCUCGUGAGGUGUCACAGCUGGAGUCCGAUUUGACCUCUACGAUUCAGAGACGGGAACGUCUUCAAGGUCGCCGUACUAGGGUUAAUGAGCAGUAUGAGCGUAUCAUCUCUGCUAACGCACAGGGACUCAACGAGAGAGAGCGUCGCGCCGCCGAACAGUUUGCUAGAGAGCAAGACCAGGCCAAAGUCGAAGCGAAUUUCAAUGAACAGUUUGCCAGCAUUAGCCAGUCGGUCCAGGAGUAUCAGUUGCGGACCAACCAACUUUGGCAACAGUGUGUGGCUAUCGAGCAAGCUCUCCAGCAGCAGCAGCAACAACAGAUCCUCUUGGACUCGGCCCCGCUCACUCCCGAGGGCAAUCUACCUGGUACCAACACCCUCAGCGAGGCACCCACCCUGUCCCUAGGCGCUUUGACGACGAGCGCGUCCAGCAACCGAUCAUUGCUUGGACUUAGCUUCCCGCCUUUGAAGUCCAGCCCUCUGCAGCAUGCUUCGUCUCCCAUUGGUCCCACGUCAUCCCGCCCGACUAGUCCAACGCAGGCGCCGUCGUACUUGCAGCACUUUCCGGCCUCGCCGCUCAUCAACACCGCUUCCCCCUUCGAAUCGGACUUUAUUCACCGUGACCGGUCUUUCUCCAAUCGAUCGGGCCACAGCAGUCUAUAUGGUUCUGAUUUCUUCGAUUCGGGCCGUCGCCCCCCCUUCCAGUUUGAUCUGUCUGAGAAGGUUGUCGAUAAGAGAAGGAGUUCCGGUUCCGAGAGCAAUGCUCCCAACUUGGGUCUGAGACCAAUCUGUAGUCCGUUCCCGAGGGCAGGCAGCCGUGCAAGUGGAAGCGGAAGUGGUGGAAGUGGUAGCGGCAGUGGUAGUCCCAGCUCUGCAACUGGAAAAGGCAAUUAG